AUGGAGACCCUUAAGAUUAGAAGUUUAUGGGUUCUUUUGUUUCUGGCAAUGGCAGUUGUUGACCUGAUCAGAUGUGAUGAUCAAGUUAGAAACAGUACUGUUCAAGUUAAUGUCACUUCCUUAGUUUUUCCUGAGCUUCCUCCUGUGCAAGGAAGUCAUAACAGCACUUCUUCUACUGUUGUGAUUGUGCAUGAUAAUAAAAAUAGGUACAGUGGGUACUAUAGAAGAGGAGGAGGAAGUGGUGGGAGUGGAGGAGGAGGAGGUGGGGGUGGUGGUGGAGCAGGUGGAGGUGGAGGGGGUGGAGGUGGAGGUGGGGGUGGUGGAGGUGGAUGGGGAUGGGGAGGAGGGGGUGGUGGUUGGUAUAAAUGGGGAUGUGGUGGCAAAGGGAAAGGAGGAGGAGGAGGAGGCGAAUUCAAGAACGAAAACAUUGUAAUGGGAGAGUUUGCGCAGUGCAUGGGAAGAGGAAGGUGUCGAGGAAUGAGAUUGGAUUGCCCUCUUCACUGUGGUGGACCUUGCUUUUAUGACUGCCAACAUAUGUGCAAGGCUCAUUGUCGAUAUUCACGUUCUUCAUUGGCUCAUUAACUCUUCCAUUAAUUUUUUUUUCACAUUGGAUUGCUAAUUUUUUAAGAUAAUAGCUAUAAUUCAAUACUAAUUAUUUUUUUUUCUAUGCAUAAUGAUUAUCA
Molecule: messenger RNA, 683 nt
Organism: Manihot esculenta (cassava)
Lineage: Eukaryota; Viridiplantae; Streptophyta; Magnoliopsida; Malpighiales; Euphorbiaceae
Product: protein FAM98B-like
Exons: 3
Coding region: 1-582 (193 amino acids)
Source: RefSeq, a predicted model, not a curated record